AUUGGCAGGAAUUGACAUAUUUCUCAUUCAUUUCAAAUUGCAAGUAUUUUCAACAUUUCCAAAUUCUUAAUCGCUGCGAUGCACGUCGUACCCUCCAAAUUUAAGUUGCUCGCCCGAAACGCGCACUUGCAUUCCGUGUUGUUGUAAACACACAGCACGCACACACACCUUCACCGCACAUCUAUGGGCUUGCGCGACGCGACAAACACGACGCAUACAUGAAGCAGCAGCCGCAGCCAGCAACCCCACAAUCGCACAGAAAUACAAGUCACAUUAUUAUACUAGAAUCUUCCGCACGGCAUGGAGUUGUUCAAGUUCGCAUGUCCGAGAUUGUUGGUGGUGCGUUUCACGACGACACCGCGUCCGAAAUCGGCGGCCAGAGGAUACGCUAGAUUGGCCGAAGUCGGGAAGUUAGAAUCUCCCAAGUUGUCCGGACGUUAUGAUACAGGCCAGCUGAUUCUGCAUCGUGUGUUUGGCUAUCGCGGCGUUGUUUUAUUCCCGUGGCUAGCGCGUGUCUAUGAUCGUGACCUGCCGCAGCAGAAAGACGCCGAUGAAUUGAAUCCGGCUGUUGUCAAGGAAGUGCACGGCAGGCAGCAUCUUUUCUAUCAGGUGUUGAUUGAUCAAAGAGAUUGUCCCUUCAUUCGAGCGCAAACCGAAGCGGUGACUUUUCUCGGUAAUCAAGAGUCCUCGAGGAGUUUAUACGCUAUCCCAGGGUUGGAUUAUGUAGCACACGAGGAUAUUAUGCCUUAUACAAGCGCUGAUAAAGCUCCCGUGCAGCACGAGUUGUUUGAUAAGUUCCUCGCGCAUGCGGGCGAUAAAGAUCCGCCGUUCAUCGCGCAGGAAACACUCAAAGCCUGGCAGAAUAAGAAUCAUCCAUGGUUGGAGCUCUCGGACGUGCAUAAAGAAACCACUGAGAAUGUCCGCGUUACAGUGAUACCUUUCUAUAUGGGUUGUAGGGAAUCGCAUGCGAGUAGUGUGUACUGGUGGCGGUAUUGCAUCCGGCUGGAAAAUCUCGGCGCGUUGGCAGUGCAGCUACGCGAACGUCAUUGGCGUAUUUUUUCGCUCUCCGGCACGCUGGAGACGGUACGUGGCCGUGGAGUGGUUGGGCAAGAACCGGCUCUCACGCGUACUUUGCCGGCGUUUCAGUACAGCUCGCAUGUGAGCCUGCAGGCGCCCAGUGGGCACAUGUGGGGCACGUUUCGCAUGGAGCGCGAGGAUGGCUAUACGUUCGACUGUCGCAUACCGCCGUUUUCGUUGGAGAGCAAACCCGAGGGUGGGCCUGCUGCACCGCCAGGAUCACUCUAACCCCCCAUCGACUUGCUCAUUACUUCUAUUUGUACAUAACUUAGCGAUAUACACGACGACGGAUAUGUAAUUUAUAUUUUAUAUCUAAAUACACUCUAAACAUCCA
Messenger RNA from Dalotia coriaria, 1411 nucleotides. It is a transcript of the gene POLDIP2, whose product is annotated as DNA polymerase delta interacting protein 2. Bases 301 to 1305 code for a protein of 334 amino acids. Gene Ontology annotation, molecular function: DNA binding. NCBI's taxonomy places the organism in Eukaryota, Metazoa, Arthropoda, Insecta, Coleoptera, Staphylinidae. The record is from RefSeq and is a predicted model, not a curated record. Gene Ontology annotation, biological process: error-free translesion synthesis. The transcript is spliced from 3 exons. Gene Ontology annotation, cellular component: nucleus; mitochondrial nucleoid.